This is a messenger RNA of Maudiozyma saulgeensis, 1191 nucleotides long. Lineage: Eukaryota; Fungi; Ascomycota; Saccharomycetes; Saccharomycetales; Saccharomycetaceae. The record is from the annotation of a GenBank genome assembly.
AUGCUGAGCUCAGUUCGUUGUGGACUAGUCAUGCGUAGAUCCAGCGUGCUUCGUAAUUCCAGAGGUUAUAUUAUCAAGAGAUUUCAACACACAGAUGUACCUUUAAAUGCAGAAGUUGAUCAAGAUUUGUUGCUUGUUCGUCAAAAGCAAAUGAAUGAUAGUAUAUCAACCAGAUUGAAAUCGUUAAGGGAGGUUUCAGUGGAUGACUUAAAUGAUUUACAAAAGGUGCUGGACAAUCCAUUAACUGCUAAGGAGAAACAAUUAGAUGAAGAAUUAACAAGUUUUCUCAAUGAAUUUUCCUCUUCUUCCUCUUUAGGGUCCAGUCAACCUUCUCUAUCUACCGAUAAUAAGGAAACUGUAUCUAUAAGAGGACAAUUAGAACAAUUCCCAUUUUUGGAACCAUCUGCAAAUGACAAGCCAUACACUCCGCAAGAAUUAUUUUUAAGACAGUUGAAACAUGCUAAACAAAGUGCACGUCUUGGUGCGGAUGUAACAAAAGUGUACAAUCCAAAUACACAUUUGACUAAGCCAUUAUCUAUUGACCAGGUCUCUAUUACGAAGUUGAUGGAAGCUGGAGUCCAUUUAGGUCAAUCAACUUCCCUUUGGAGAUCAUCUACACAACCUUUUAUUUACGGUGAAUAUAAAGGUAUUCAUAUAAUAGAUAUGAAUAAGACUUUAUCAUAUUUAAAGAGGGCCUCUGCAGUUAUUGAAGGGAUCGUAGAGAGAGGAGGUAUUGUUUUAUUCUUAGGGACUAGAGAAGGUCAAAAAAGACCUCUUGAAGAAGCUGCUAAGAGAGUAAAUGGUUAUUAUGUCUCUACUAGAUGGAUUCCUGGUACUUUAACAAAUCCAACAGAAAUUAGUGGUGUUUGGGAAAAGCUUGAAGUUGAUAUGUCUGAAAAAUCAACAGGUAGAUUGUUAACUGCCGAUGAAAAUGCUAGUAUUGUGAAACCUGAUCUAUUAGUUGUGCUAAAUCCAACUGAAAAUAGAAAUGCUUUGAAUGAAGCCAUGAAGACUAGGGUUCCAACUAUUGGUAUUAUUGACACGGACUCAGAACCUUCAUUUGUCACAUAUCCAAUUCCAGGUAAUGAUGAUUCAUAUCGUUCAAUAAGUUUGAUUUUGGGGGUUUUAGCCAAAGCAGGUGAAAGAGGUUUAAAGACUCGUUUGAAUAAAUUGAACUCUGAUAAGCGCUAG